This is a messenger RNA of Apis cerana (Asiatic honeybee), 2557 nucleotides long. RefSeq names its product transmembrane protein 8B. The record is from RefSeq and is a predicted model, not a curated record. NCBI's taxonomy places the organism in Eukaryota, Metazoa, Arthropoda, Insecta, Hymenoptera, Apidae. Gene Ontology annotation, cellular component: membrane.
CUGAUCGAAACCUAUAUAAACUGUUAGACUAACGCGCAAAUAUUGUAAAAUAGUCACAGAUAUUUAUCUGUACAAAAUGUACAGGAAUCAUCACAGGAAUACAAAAAUGAUCGAUAAUUAAUAAAAAGCGAUAUUUCAUGAUUCUACAAUUUCACGUUCUUUUAAUUUUAUUAUUUUUUCCAGCUAAAGAAUGUAUUAUGCCAGAAGCAAGUCAAGAAGGAUUAUUACAUUCUUUUAAAAGUUAUUCAGAUAUAGUUAUGUUUCAUUACACAGUUCCAAAAGAAGUACUCAGAGCUACUUGGCAAUUUGCAGCAUUUAUGGAUGGCCAAGAAUGCUUAGAAAGAAAUGUACAUAUAUAUUUACAAUGGGGUAGUUACCCUGUGAUAUUUAUAAAUAAUGAUACAUUUCCUAGUAAUAUGUAUCCUAAGCGUAAUCAUACUAUCAUAGUUUCUACAAUUACAACAUUUGAACCAAAAACAACUGCAAUUGUUCCAGUUUAUGGACCAGAAGCUGGUGAUUGGUUUGUAGGAGCAUAUUUAUCUCAUUGGGAUGAAAAAGUUCAGCAGCAGGGACUUGGUCAUAAAUGUCAUUAUAGUAUAGGUUCGGUAGCUAUAUGGACACAAAUUAAUAGUAUUGAAAAUAUUCCUAUUGGUUAUCAACAAACUUUAAGAACAAAAGAAACUACUUCUUACUACAAGAUAUAUAUCCCAUCAGGAACUUGGAAUUUUCGCUUAGACAUUUGGGGUUGUAAUUUUACUGUGCUUAAAUUUCAUAAUAUACAUGAACCUUGUAUAAAAAAUAUGGUUCUACAAGGACGUUCUUUGCCUGUUUUUAAUCAUUCUCAACCAAUUAAAAAUAGAAAUUUAACUAUGUUAGAUUCAUAUACUUUUAUAGAAUCCUCUCCUUAUGAAGAUAGUUAUUAUUAUUUGAUGAUUGUUUCAGAUAGCAUUAUUGAAGUAAAUGUCAAAGUAGUUACUUUUGAAUGUCCAAUCAGAAUAACAGAAAAAUCUUUUAUAAAACAAUAUUUAGAUGCACCUUCAUUUUCUAAAGCAUUAGCUCAAUUGCAUAUGAAAGAUUUAACAAAUCAUUUACAUUAUAAUGAAAAUAAAAAUAAUGAAUCAUUUUAUAAUGGAAAUAAUUUCAAAAAUCAAUUUCAUGUAUUAGAUGAAAAUUUUGAUGAUUCAUGUGUUCCAAGAUAUCAACUUGUUAGAAUUAAACAUUCACAAACAUUUUCAGGAGUCUAUCUAUUACAGGGUAGAGAAUGGUUAACUUCAUGGGUGAUGUUAACUGAUAUACAUCCAGUAAUUACACAAUUUAAUAUUUUACCAUUAAUUGAUAUUGGUGGUACACUUGAUAUAAGUGCUCAUUUAGAAAUGGAUAAAAUAAUAACAAAGCAGUUAGUAAAAGUCAUACUUUGUAUUCGGCGUGGACGAAUUCCAAAUAGAAUUAAGAAUAAUAUUAUAUGUGAGAAUUCAAGAAUGUCAAUGAUUUUAUCUUCGUUUGAUAAACAUGAUGGAAGUUUAUUGAUUCCAUAUCCACAACCAGAUACUUGGUAUGUUACUUUAGAUGCAACAUGUUAUUUUAAUGGAAGACCAGUGAAUUGUGAAAUGGAAGAGAUUUUAGUAUCAUUAGAUAUAAGGACUAGACAAUGUGUAUUUCCUGGAAAUUAUCCAUGUGGUCACCAUGGAACUUGUCAAGAAAUUCAUCGUGAUAUUCUUUUUUAUACAACGUGUAAAUGCUUUGAAGGAUAUAAAGGAUGGGGUUGCACUGAUGCUACUAGUGCUAAUUCUGAAUUUUCUCUUCUCAUAACAACAUUGAUGCUUACUUUAAGUAAUGGUUUUUUUAUACCUGCUAUAUAUUUAGCUGUUAAACGUGGAUUGUAUACCGAAGGAUUAGUAUAUUUAGCAACUAUGCUUUUUUCUUCUAUGUAUCAUGCUUGUGAUCAACAUGUUAUGACUUAUUGCAUUGCAAAGUAUGAAGUUUUACAAUAUAGUGAUUUUUUUUCAAGUAUAUUAGCAUUUUGGGUAACACUUAUUGCAAUGGCUGAAUUACCAAUUCAUUUUGUAUCUGUAUGUCAUAUGUUUGGAGUUUUCAUUAUAGCUUUUGGCGUUCAAUCUAAUAAAACAAGUCUUAUUAGUAUAUUAAUACCUUUAGGAAUGGCUAUUAUGAUUCCAAUGGGGACAUAUGUUUAUCGAUGUUUUCAUUUUAAAAAAUGGAAAAAACCUAUUAACACUUCAAAAUUAUUAGCUGGUUUAAUACUUGCAAUUAUAGGUUUACUGCUCUUUUCUUUAGUUGAAACAGAAUCAAAUUAUCAGUAUGUCCAUAGUGCAUGGCAUGUAAUAAUAGCUAUCUCAUUGAUAUUUCUUUUACCUCCAUCGCGAUUAGAACAAAUUGGUUCUUCGGAUACCAGCUAUGAUAGUGAAUUACUUGAUUACAAAGAUCCAUCAAGUAGUCCAAUUUUUACAAUAACAAAUGGUCAAGAACAUUUAGUAAUUGCAUCAAAUUGAAAAUUAUAACAAGAAUUAGUAAAACAAAUAAACCAAAUAUUACUAUUUAA